ACAGUACUGGUACUGCUGGUACCAGAACAUCGUAGGACUGUAGCCAAUGGAAAGAUCGAAAGAUCCUCGUUGGCCCUCCCACAUUCUCACUUUUUGCACUUCACGUUUGCUUUAACCAAAGCGGAAAAGGUUCGUCCUUCUUUUUCAUAUUGUCCACAGCAAUAGGACUGAACUAUUAUCAGUAAAUUACUUUUCAGCUACCGUACCUGUACUAGAUCUAGCUAAUAAUAUAUCAAGCAAGAUGGGCAACACAGCCGGCUCUUCUCUGAAGCGAUCUCACAGUCAGGAAUGUUUGGAUGCAGCCUUGGUGGAUGCGGCCAUGGCCCGUACCACAGGUACAGGUACCGGUACAGGUACAGGUAAUGGCACUGGUACCACUCGGCGUUCUAGCCAGCGAGGUCCUCGUAAGAGCAAGCGGAACAGCUCAACUCGUACGGGUACGGGUACAAUUCCUACAGAGGCUACAAGCAGUUCUAUGGGUAAUAGCAGAGGGAUCCCACGUGAUCUCUUGCUGCUCAUGAUGGACGAUGUCUCUCACAGACGAAUCCUGAAUGAGUUCAGUCAACGGGAUCUGAUGGCGGACUAUUCCUCAGCUUCCAACUGCAGCAAUGGUACUCAAGCUACUACUGGUACUAGUGCAAGUGCUAGUAUGACCAGGCGCUUGUCCUCCCAAGACUUUGCCAAUUCCAUUUCCCAAAUGAAUCCUCAAGACGUGCUCAGGCAGCUAGAAGACAUUGCAAGUGAUGGAAUGGAAGGAGCUGAUGAAUACCUGCAUUCACUCAAACAGUUGGGACAAACCUAGAGUAGAGUAAAGUCAUUAAUAGUCGUACUGGCUGAACUUAGUAGACACCGUAC
This is a messenger RNA of Seminavis robusta, 855 nucleotides long. Lineage: Eukaryota; Bacillariophyta; Bacillariophyceae; Naviculales; Naviculaceae. The record is from the annotation of a GenBank genome assembly.